UUCAGGUCUUUCAUGCUAUGAAGACGAACUAGCUAAGUAAAAGAGAUGUUAAUUUCAUCGUUUUCCCCUUGGUUUGUGGUCCUUGCGUCUUUUACUGUUCGCGUCAUUGUCUACGGUAUUACGUACACCUCAGGAAUUGUCUACGUCAUCAUUCUAAAGAACUUCCAAACUGGCAAAGCGGAAACAUCAUGGAUUUCUUCUAUUAUUACCACAGUCAUGUUUGCCGCAGGUCCCCCUAGCGGCCGACUGGUGAAGGCGCUGGGGUGGAGGGUGGUAGCGAUUGUUGGCGGAAUUAUCGCUGGAACUGGACUCCUUCUGACGUCACUAACCUCUAACCUUCUUUUUUUAAUUUUAUCCUAUGGAUUUGUCACAGGGUUUGGGUGUGGGAUGGCUUACAUGGUAGCUUGCGUAGCAGUUCCUGCUUACUUUCGAGGACAUCGGCGACAGAAGAUGGCGGUAGCAAUGGCGUCUUGUGGUUCUGGAGUGGGGACAUUUAUCUUUUCUCCAAUAGUUCAAUAUGUUUACGUCACAUACGGAUGGCAGAAUCUUUUUAUAGUUCUAGCUGGAGUUGGUGUUCAGUGCAGCAGUGUAGGCCUUUUAUUUCGACCAUUGUCCACUACAUCAACGACAGACUCUGAAAAGGUUGCAGAAAAAAUCGCAAACUGGGGAUUCCUUAAAAAUGUUGGCUUUCAUAGUUCUCAUCUUGGUUUCUUCUUAACGGCCUUUGGAGACUCAAUAGUAUACGGUCAUCUCGGAGAGUACGCAGAAACUUUAGGAUUUACCACGGACAAAGGAGCUUACCUUUAUUCAGUUAUAGGAAUUUCAGUUAUGAUUUUGAAAUUAUUGCAAGGCGUUGCUUUAGAUAGUAGGGGUUCCACAGUGUUACCAAUAAAACUAGCGAUAUUUUUCUUCUUCUUGGGAGGAGUGGCUACAGCCAUUUUGUUUAUUUCUAAUGAAUAUAUUUUGUUACUGAUCUUUGCCACUAUUUUUGGCGCCAAUACUGCUGCAUCUGGUGGUGCAGUUGUGGUCGGAAUAUUGGAGACCUAUUAUGGAUAUGAACAUUUAGAACUAACGUUCGGGGUGAAUCUUGCUGUCAUUGGCAUCGGUAAUUUACUUGGCUCUCCAAUAGCAGGAUUGCUGUUCGAGGCCUACGAAACGUACACCCCUGUUUUGAUUCUGUUUUGCGUCACUAAAGUUUUGAGUAGCCUUUGUUUUUUGUUAGUCUACAAAUUUUCUUCACAAACACAAAAAACUUAUAUCACUGAAGUAAAAUUGCCACAGAAGGAAGGUUUCUUGGAAGAUAAAACUGUGUUGACGCUUACUUCAGGAGAGAAAGUUCCUCUUUUGGUUGAAGAAACUACUCCUAGAUAUUCUGAUGUUAUUAGUGAAAAUAUGGAUACUUUAUUAUGAGGGGGCUGAAAGUACCAAACAUGAGUGUAUUAACGGAGCCUUUGGAUAACGUGAAUAUGAAAAUACCGACCUCUACCUGUCUGAAUGUUUACUGAUAAUAAAAGGUUACUGGAAAUAGUUCUUAGUUAAAAUAUGAAAUAAAAAAAUAUUGAAUAUCA
Messenger RNA from Magallana angulata, 1568 nucleotides. RefSeq names its product monocarboxylate transporter 13-like. The transcript has 4 exons. The coding region runs from base 46 to 1410 and encodes 454 amino acids. Lineage: Eukaryota; Metazoa; Mollusca; Bivalvia; Ostreida; Ostreidae. Gene Ontology annotation, biological process: transmembrane transport; monocarboxylic acid transport. The record is from RefSeq and is a predicted model, not a curated record. Gene Ontology annotation, molecular function: monocarboxylic acid transmembrane transporter activity.